AAAUUCCUAAAAGGCUCAUCGGCGCCACUUUCCUGUUUGAAUUUGGUUUGGAGUAGUGUAAACUGUUCGGUUCACCUGACGACACCUAUAAGUGUCUUGACAAAUCUAAAUCUUCUUGAUAAGGUUAGCAGUGCAGCUGUAUUCAUGGAUGAGCAAGAGCCGCCAGUGGUAAUCCUCACGGAGAAGAUUAUAGAAGGCAGGAUCAUCAAACGGUCAGAGCUUGAGGCGUUCGAAGCUUCACUUAAUCUACAAGGGAAUCCAGCUGGUGAUGGACCCUCAAUUGAGAACAAAGGGGUGGUAGAACACAACCUGCAGUGUGUCAGUAAGCUCUACAAAAGCAUUAAGUUUGAGGAGCUUGGUGAAUUGUUAGAGGUACCCCCGGCCAGAGCAGUGAAUGUUGCAUCCCAGAUGAUCUCAGAGGGCAAAAUGAAAGGCUCUAUCGACCAGGUUGGCGGGGUUCUUCACUUUGAAGCUGGGGAGACAAUGCAAGCAGGGGACCACGGCAUGGAGAAGGUCGAGGAGAAUAUCUCCAACGCUGAGCCUGAGCGGACUGCCGAAGCUAUGGAAGUAGAAGAAGAAGACCAGGAGUAGUUCAGUAACCUGACCUCAACCGACUCACAGUUUCCUUGCUGUGUUAUAACAAAUAAAU
This is a messenger RNA of Macrosteles quadrilineatus (aster leafhopper), 649 nucleotides long. RefSeq names its product COP9 signalosome complex subunit 4-like. The transcript is spliced from 4 exons. The record is from RefSeq and is a predicted model, not a curated record. Gene Ontology annotation, cellular component: COP9 signalosome; cytosol. Bases 145 to 591 code for a protein of 148 amino acids. Lineage: Eukaryota; Metazoa; Arthropoda; Insecta; Hemiptera; Cicadellidae.